Molecule: messenger RNA, 675 nt
Organism: Rotaria socialis
Lineage: Eukaryota; Metazoa; Rotifera; Eurotatoria; Philodinida; Philodinidae
Source: the annotation of a GenBank genome assembly
AUGUCUCAACCUUCUGAAGCAUAUGAAUAUUUAUUCAAAUUUUUAAUAAUUGGUAGCGCAUCAACAGGGAAAUCAUGUAUUUUACAUCAAUUUCUUGAAAAUAAAUUCAAAACUAAUGUAACACAUACUAUUGGUGCUGAAUUUGGUUCAAAAGUAAUAAAUGUUAAUCAAAAAAAUGUUAAAUUACAAAUUUGGGAUACUGCUGGACAAGAAAGAUUUCGAUCGGUUACGCGAAGUUAUUAUCGCGGAGCAUCCGGGGCUUUACUAGUCUAUGACAUCACAAAUCGAGAAAGUUACAAUGCUAUUGCAAAUUGGUUAUCUGAUGCACGUUCAUUGGCAAGUUCAAAUAUUGUAAUUAUUCUAUGUGGAAACAAAAAGGAUUUAGAAGAUCAACGGCAGGUACCAUUUCUCGAAGCAAGCCAAUUUGCACAUGAAAAUGAUUUAAUUUUUCUCGAAACAUCUGCAAUGACAGGUGAAAAAGUGCCAGACUGUUUUCUUCAAUGUGCACGAAUGAUUUUAAGCAAGAUCGAUUCAGGUACUAUUGAUCCGUAUAGAAUGUAUUCAGGCAUUCAAUGUGGCCGAUCACUUGCUGCUAAUCGAUUUAAUCGUGAUCAAAAUUCAAAUUCCGCUGAUGAACGGAUGCAUAAAUCAACGUCAGGCUGUGGAUCUUGUUAA